Molecule: messenger RNA, 917 nt
Organism: Neodiprion fabricii
Lineage: Eukaryota; Metazoa; Arthropoda; Insecta; Hymenoptera; Diprionidae
Product: peroxiredoxin-6-like
Exons: 4
Coding region: 138-791 (217 amino acids)
Biological process (GO): cellular oxidant detoxification; cell redox homeostasis
Cellular component (GO): mitochondrion; cytosol
Molecular function (GO): peroxiredoxin activity
Source: RefSeq, a predicted model, not a curated record
CAACUAUUCCGCCGGUAUCAGUCUUUACCGAGAGCAGAACGCGGCCAUACUUUCAAUACCGUCGUACCGAUUUCUCAGAGUGAAAAAAGAGUUCCGUAAGAUUGAUCCAAGAAAAAAACGAGAAUUAAAUAACAGACAUGAGGCUGAACUCCGUCAUCCCCAACUUCAAAGCCCAAACCACCCAGGGACCGAUAGAUUUCUACAAAUGGCAGGGAAACUCGUGGGUGGUGCUGUUUUCUCACCCGGCUGACUUCACGCCGGUUUGCACAACGGAGCUGGGACGAAUCGCGGUUCACGCUCCGGAAUUCGCAAAGCGAAACACGAAAGUGCUCGGACUUUCCUGCGACAAGCUCCAGGACCACGUCGACUGGGUGAACGACAUUAAGUCCUACUGCCAGGACAUCCCCGGGGACUUUCCUUAUCCCAUUAUAUCCGAUCCCGAUCGCACCCUCGCGGUACAGCUGGACAUGAUCGACGAGGAGAACCGGAAGAAUCCCGAUUUUGCGCAGACGGUCAGAGCGCUUUACGUUAUCAGCCCUGAUCAUCGUCUUCGCCUGGCGAUGAUCUACCCGACUUCGACUGGACGCAACGUCGAUGAAAUUCUCAGAGUCAUUGAUUCCCUCCAGCUGGUCGAUCGCAUCCCAGAAGUUGCAACACCAGCCAACUGGGUGGUAAGUGACUUAAUUAUAUUAAAACGAUUUCACGAAUUCACAAGAUCUAAAAUCAUCAAGGUCCAACAAUCAUUUCACAGACAAGUUCAUCCGGUUAUGCCAAUUUUUACAGUCUCAUGACUUGUCCGUCUGUAAAACCUGUCAAGUAAUUAAUGUCUCAUAGAAAUCAUGCUAUUUAAUGACAUUUCCCUCUUCAGCCUGGAGACAAGGUAAUGAUUCUUCCGACGGUAAAAGAUGCGGAUAUUC